Messenger RNA from Polypterus senegalus (gray bichir), 3910 nucleotides. RefSeq names its product GTP-binding protein Rhes-like. The transcript is spliced from 4 exons. The coding region runs from base 187 to 1158 and encodes 323 amino acids. NCBI's taxonomy places the organism in Eukaryota, Metazoa, Chordata, Cladistia, Polypteriformes, Polypteridae. The record is from RefSeq and is a predicted model, not a curated record. Gene Ontology annotation, molecular function: GTP binding; GTPase activity.
GCGGAGCGCGAACAACGGAACACAAAACAAAUAAGAUAAAGUUUCAUGUCGUCUACGCUGCUUGAAUCCGAGAAAAUCCAUGGAUUAUAAUGGUCAUAUAAACAUUAAUAAGACUCGGGGAUAAGCCAGUUUUGUUUCAACUGCAAACACCACAUACAACUACUGUGUGGAGUCCACCCACCUAACAUGCGUACCCUGUCCCCUCCGCCAACAACCUCCAGUGGUAACUGCUGCCCCUUGGUGGUGCCAUCUCAAAACUCCUACCGCAUGGUGGUGUUGGGCGCCUCUCGUGUUGGCAAGACGGCCCUAGUGUCACGGUUCCUGAAGGGCCACUAUGAAGACCAGUACACCCCGACUUUGGAGGACUUUCACCGUAAAGUGUACAACAUUCGUGGAGAUAUGUACCAGUUGGAUAUUCUGGACACCUCAGGAAAUCAGCCUUUCCCAGCCAUGAGACGACUUGCAAUUCUCACCGGGGACAUCUUCCUACUUGUCUUCAGUUUGGAUGAUAGAGACUCUUUAGAAGAGGCCCUGAGGCUACGGCAGCAGAUUCUAGAAGUGAAGUCCUGCCUACGAGAUCGCACAUUAAGCUCAACUAAUGGAGCCAACCGGGGAGUCGCUGAGAUGGUUGUCCCCAUGGCUCUGUGUGGCAACAAGAGUGACAGAGGACCAGAUGCCCGAGUUGUACCUUCAGCUAGAGAAGUGGAAAAGAUGUUGUUGGCCCGGAGCAAAGAAGAGGGUGGUGUGAUCAUUGGGGACAUGGGAGAUGUUGAGGACUGCUGCCUUUAUUUUGAGGUCUCUGCCCGACGUGACUCCAACGUGGACGCCCUCUUCCGCUCCCUUUUUGGCAUUGCCGGUCUACCACAUGAAAUGAGCCCUUCUUUGCACCGCAAGCUCUCUGCCAGUCCUCAAGACUUCCAGCUUCAGCUCGUGGCCUCGCAAAAGCAGCGCAGGAGUCAGCGCAGAUCCUUCCGUCGGAUGCGGGGCCGACGCCUCAAGGAAGACCCACCACCCCAGCAAGAGCACGCUUUUGGAAUGAUAUCACCCUUUGCCCGCCGGCCCAGCGUCAAUUCAGAUCUAAAGUAUGUCCGGUCCAAGAUUCUGGGAGGUCAUGCUGCAGGCCAGGGCCGGGAUAGGGACAGGUGUUCUAUUCAAUGAAAGGACUCCAUGAGAGUCACAGUUUCGCUGAAAGUCUGGCCUGGUGCCCUAAUGGACGUGGCUGGCAAUUUGGGACUCCUGCUGUGUCAACUCUAAAUAAGGAAUAUUGUUCACUGAAAUUUAAGUUUAGAAAUGUUUCUUUUGUCAUCUUUAGCAGGUCUCCUAGCUAUUUAUUAGCUCUUUAGCUAAUUCGCUGUUUCAGAAGCCUUUCGUGUUCCUUACUGUCCAGGAUGGUCACUUUCUGUUUAGGAGGAGGGAAGUGUUUGCCAUUUCACGUGGCUGUCAGCUGUAUGUCACUCAGCUAGCUAUGACGUCCACACUUUGGUCACUGUCUGCUUAGGUCGUGAACAACUGGACCCUUGUCACUUAAAGUGCUUUUGUGUUUUUCUAAUAUGAUAGUUGACAGCCUGGGAAAUUACAAAGGGUGUGGUCGACAUUUCUUAUAACAGAUUUACAACUUCUUAGAGGUAGCUGGUACAUACUGGCUAGAUUAGUUAUAUAUUAGCUGUGAAAAUGGCCGUCGGAUAGCACAUACUGUUUCUAGAUGUCUAUACCAGGCAGUCAUUUUUUUUCUUGCUGGGUCAUCUUUAUUAAUUUAAGUUCAGUCUUAACUGGCUGCUAUGGGCUUACUGGUUAACUCAAAGGGGGUAUUAGCCUGGCAAAUGUACAGUAUGCCAGGUUGAUAAUGAGAAAGGCCUUUCUUUCAGGAGGGUGCUUUAAACAUACACAGUGAUAGUGCAAUUGUAUAUACAUAUACUGUAUAUAUACAUUUAUUUUUUAUAGGUUAAGCGACUUGCUCAGGAUUACAUACUGGAUCAGUUACUAAGCAGAAUGCUUUGGUCAGUAGGCCACGCCAUCAGCAGGUUGCUCUUGAGGGUGGGCCAUUAUCAGCUCAUUCCAGGUCUGGCAUGUUUAAAAUAUCGCAUCCUUGCAGCUCUUUUAGAGAGUUACUCGCUAACAUUGGAUUCGAAGAAGAGGGACACUGAUUUAUAUUAUGCAGUUGCUCAUUCUGGCGAGUAUAUAGCACUUUUCAUAUUGGUAAAAAAAGACAUUUCACAGUUCCAUUCAUUUCACCAGCCUCAUGUGAAGAGCUCAAAGCUUUUUUCUUUUUUCCAAGUCAAUCUGUCAAGAACUUUAUGACGCAAAGGUGUAUCCAGAAUUGCUUGUCAGUUGGAUGCUCAUAUUUCUAACUGUCCCUGUUUGAGAGAGCUGGCUGGUCACUAGUUGAGUAUGAUCAAAAGAGGUGGCAACACACAGAAAUGUUGGAAGGGCCUUACAAGUCUCCUGUAAAUAUUGCUGUUUGUUUGGCAGUUUACUCGGCCUCUAGAUAGCCUUAUGCAAUAUACUGUUGUAUAUGCUGUGUAUAUGUAUGGGGUUUUGUUUUGUGAAUUGUGCACGUUUUCAAUUUAAUUGGAAGCAAAGAGACGAGUUCCUUAAAAUAACUGGUAUCCAAUGGUUUGCUUUUGUGAAUCUAAAAAAACAAACAAACAAACAAACAAACAAACUGUGCAUUCCAGAAUUCAACAAAAUGAAAAGCAGGCUAUCCUAAAAUGGAAGCCUUUAUUAAAGAAUUCUCAUCUAUAUUAUGACAGUCUUCCUUGGAGCCUGUGGGAAUACAAAGUUGUGGAAGUGCAAGUCGCCUCAUGAGGAGCUCAAUGGACUCUAUGAUGACCUGACCUGGGAGUUCAGCACUGGACAGCUCCUACGGAGGAGGGGAAAAUAAAAUAAAAUAAAAAAUCAACUAAAUAUCCGUUUGCCAUCAGAGGCACCAACAUGCAUUUUUUUUUUGAAGGUUGCUUUUCUAAGACUCUGCUUCAAAGUUUUCCAGUGUUUUGCUUCUUUUGUUUUAAAUCGAUCUGAGACACCCCUCAGAGGACAUUUCUUAAAUCCGCCAGAUAAAGGCAAUGAAUUUAUUUCAAAUGCUUGGAUGGAAGAAAUCAGGAGACGCCUCUUUCUUUCUUUCUUUCUUUCUUUCUUUCUUUCUUUCUUUCCAAUUGGGUAAGCUUGUGACAAUUAAAAAUCGUGCAAAUGGCCUUUGAAUGAGACCCGCUGCGUUAUAUUACUUAAUGGCUUUCAGAGCGUCUCCUCGUUCGUUUUGCUCAUUUUGAUGUGUACAGACGCUUAUAACAAAGACUUCCUUACAUCUGCCUCUUUGACCCGUUUAAAAGAACCAUCAAGGUCAAUGUGUGUUUUUAAUUGCAUUUCUACUAUAAAAAAAAGCACAAAACACUUUAUAGGAUUAUAUUGAUCAGGUUACAAAAAGCAGAAGGAGGAGGAGAAGACGCUGCCGCCUUUCAUGGCAGUAAUAAGAUACGCCGAAUGGGUCGGAGCGUUUAUCUUCCUCACUUGCAAAGUGAAAGCCUGCUGAACUGUUUGAUUUUCGGCGGUGAGCUCAGUGAAGCUGAAUUCUAACUGGAGCUCGGACUGAAUGCUUUAUGAUCAAAGCAGUUGAAGCGUCUCGGUGUCGUGGAAUCUGCCAUCUCUGCGCUAGUAUGGGGAAUAAAGUGAAAAAAAAAUAAAAAUAAAAAUGAAAGAUUCACUGAGCAUGUGAGACGACAGCUGCCGUUAUCUGAUGUUUCAUUUGCAUUCUUUUUGUACAAUUUAAAUAUUUAUGCUAAAGCUAACCGCUCACAGUUUGUUAAUAGUGUAUGCUUAGUUCAAAGGUGGUGCUUAUUUCUCCGUACACAAGCUUCUUAUUGUGACGAUUGUAAUUUAUUUUCUUUCUUUUUGUUGUAAAUAAACUUUUAUUUUU